Kwoniella shivajii is the source of this 549-nucleotide messenger RNA. RefSeq lists its product as uncharacterized. NCBI's taxonomy places the organism in Eukaryota, Fungi, Basidiomycota, Tremellomycetes, Tremellales, Cryptococcaceae. The record is from RefSeq and is a predicted model, not a curated record. Gene Ontology annotation, cellular component: endosome. The transcript is spliced from 4 exons. The coding region runs from base 1 to 549 and encodes 182 amino acids. Gene Ontology annotation, biological process: vacuolar transport.
AUGGCAGCUACUUCAAGCAAUCUGCAGAACGUGUACUACGAGAGGAAAACGGGUACUCCUAAAUCGUGCUAUAUCUGUCGUAAACCAACCACGACUGUUCUAGCUACUUUGAAAAUUGAGGAUUUCUUAUAUACUUGUGAAGGACAUUUAACAGAUCCCGCAUCACCUAUCUCUCCACCUGCAGCGACGUCGGGACCAUCAGCAGAUGACAUCAAAAAGGUGAUAUCAGAUUAUCAAUCUCGAGAAGCACGCAAAUUCUCUAAAAUAGAGGAGAAAGAUAAGGACAAGGAUCAGGAGAAGAAAGACGAGAAAGGAGAAAUAGACAAGAUAAAGGAGAAGGAUAAGGAUCAGGAUAAACCCAAAUCACCCGAAGCUAGCACACCAUCAAUACCAACUGCUUCAACCCCUGUAUCACCUACACAUCGUAAAUUCGCAUUGCACAGGCAUAUAUUUGAGAUGAGAAAGAAUGAUAUAAGGAAGAGAGAACAAGGAAUAAAAGCUAAAGAGGUUUCGAAAGGCCUACCGCAAGUCCCUCGGACGGCGUUUUGA